AUGGAGUGGGCUAAGAAGACAUACAACGAGCAAUACGAGUCGUGGGUACCGUGGCUGGAGGAUAUCUAUCUUCGAUGGUUCACAAAAGACAAUAAAGCCAGCUACACGACCAAGAGCAACUUGGAUAAGGCCAAAGUUACGAACAUUGAGCAAGUUGAUUCCCUACAAGACGGCGUUAACGACCUUGGGGCUUCCCAGAUUGGCCAGGGUGGUCUCUUGCACUCGGCUGGAGACUUGGUAUCAAAACAUGGUCUGACUCGCUCUGAGCGCCAAGGAAAUGACGACCAGGGCGGAUACAUAAUUUGA
This is a messenger RNA of Trichoderma harzianum CBS 226.95, 306 nucleotides long. RefSeq lists its product as hypothetical. The record is from RefSeq and is a predicted model, not a curated record. Lineage: Eukaryota; Fungi; Ascomycota; Sordariomycetes; Hypocreales; Hypocreaceae. The coding region runs from base 1 to 306 and encodes 101 amino acids. The transcript is spliced from 2 exons.